AUGGAGGAAGAUUGGGGGUCUUCCACAUUUUCUUAUAAUGGAGAGAAGGACGAAGACGAGAACUGGGAUGACGGCGAUGUACCCGUGUUUCUUGAACGGUGCCACGAUGAAGACGAGUCUAAUGACUUUACGUUCCUCCCAGGACACGGGUCUCAUCGAAUUGAGGUACUCCUGGAGCGGAUCACGGCCAAGUCCCGUUCUCAACUCAUCAUGAUGGACGCAGUCGAUAUCAUGAAAAUUGUGCUCGAGCUGGCCAUGGCAGUUAUGAUUUGA
Molecule: messenger RNA, 273 nt
Organism: Parascedosporium putredinis
Lineage: Eukaryota; Fungi; Ascomycota; Sordariomycetes; Microascales; Microascaceae
Source: the annotation of a GenBank genome assembly